This is a messenger RNA of Blastomyces dermatitidis ER-3, 432 nucleotides long. RefSeq lists its product as uncharacterized. The annotation marks the transcript as partial. The transcript has 3 exons. Lineage: Eukaryota; Fungi; Ascomycota; Eurotiomycetes; Onygenales; Ajellomycetaceae. The record is from RefSeq and is a predicted model, not a curated record.
AAUCUUCACAUGUUGACAGAUCUGCAUUCACUAAUAAUAGUGAACUCAAUGUUGAAUCAUUGAUUGAGAACUUGAAGAAUACAAUAAUGAAGAAAUUGCUUAUAUCAUGUGUGAUCAGAUCUCUUACAUCUCUCUCUAUCUUCUCUGUUUCUUUCUCUGCUGCUCUCUCUCAAUCUUCUACAUCUGUCUCUGUGUCUGAUUCCUCUCUCACUACCUCUGUUCCCGCGACCCUCACUUCUGCUACUUCUGAUUUUACUAUCUCUGCUUUCAUUACCAGCUCUCCCCAUUUCAGAAAGAUAUUGUAUAGACUUAAUAAAUCACCUCUCUCAAGAGUCAUUCUCUCUCUCAACAGUGUCAAGAUUAUAAAUAUCUGUGUUUUCAGAAACAGAAACACAGAUGUUGUACUCUUUUAUACUCACAGAUGUGAGACUU